UCGUCCUGGGCAGAGGAAGCAGAACUGUCACGAGAGCAGGAGCGCUGAGCUAAAGUACCUCUGAAAGGAAGCCCCAGUAAAAAACCAUGUCAUUUUGCAAACUUCUUCUGAGAAAGAUUGCAACCAGAUAAAGCAGGGGCAGUUUUCUUGCCUGGUAAAAGAAGGCAGCGGCAUAAUGAGGAAGCAGCUUAUCACCCACCUUAUAGGCUUUUGCUGGCUCGUCUGCUUCAAGGGGACUCAGCGUGUCUCCUGCGCUCUGAACAGGUGCAACGAUCCAAUGCUGUGCCCUGAUCACGCAACGUGCACCAAUACUCUCCAGGACUACUACUGCACCUGCCGACCGGGGUUCAUAUCCACUUCGGGGGCCAUGAAGUUCACCGAUCCAGCCGUCCGUUGCAACGCUGACAGGUGUACGGAUUCAUCUGUCUGUCCUGCUUAUGCAACCUGUGACAACAUCGCCGGGAGCUACCAGUGCACCUGCAAACGUGGGUUUGCAUCUAGCUCUGGGGAGCGGCACUUCACUGAUGCAACAGUGACGUGCAAUGAUCUUGAUGAAUGCUCCCUGGACCCAUCGUCCUGUGGCCCCAGCUCCAUUUGCACCAACACAAGGGGCAGUUACACCUGCACGUGUCCCCCAGGCUACCUCCGCGGGAGCCAGGCUGGCAUCCAGUUCAGCUGCAUAGAUGUGGAUGAAUGUUCCCAAAGCCCUGCAAUCUGCGGGCCCAAUGCCUCCUGCAUGAACACACCUGGGAGCUACACCUGCCAGUGCUCACCCGGGCACCAUCUAUCCACGCCAGGGCCUUGGGUACCCGGAUCAACCCGCUGCACAGAUCUUGACGAAUGCUCCCAGGACCCAUCGUCCUGUGGCCCCAGCUCCAUCUGCACCAACACACUGGGCAGUUACACCUGCACGUGUCCCCCAGGCUACCUCCCCCGCAGCCAGCCUGGCAUCCAGUUCAGCUGCACAGAUGUGGAUGAAUGUGCCCAAAGCCCUGCAAUCUGCGGGCCCAAUGCCUCCUGCAUGAACACACCUGGGAGCUACACCUGCCAGUGCUCACCCGGGCACCAUCCAUCCACGCCAGGGCCUUGGGUACCCGGAUCAACCCGCUGCACAGAUGUUGAUGAGUGUCUGGAUCUGGCAUCAUGCCCUGCGCACGCCGCAUGCACCAACACCCCAGGAAGCCACUACUGCACCUGCAAUACGGGCUUUGCAUCCAGUUCUGGGGAGCAGCGCUUCACUGACCCAGCAGCGCAGUGCAACGAUCUUGACGAAUGCUCCCAGGACCCAUCGUCCUGUGGCCCCAGCUCCAUCUGCACCAACACACUGGGCAGUUACACCUGCACGUGUCCCCCAGGCUACCUCCCCCGCAGCCAGCCUGGCAUCCAGUUCAGCUGCACAGAUGUGGAUGAAUGUGCCCAAAGCCCUGCAAUCUGCGGGCCCAAUGCCUCCUGCAUGAACACACCUGGGAGCUACACCUGCCAGUGCUCACCCGGGCACCAUCCAUCCACGCCAGGGCCUUGGGUACCCGGAUCAACCCGUUGCACAGAGGUCGCUUCAAAUGAUCUGGUGAGGAAUUGCAAGAACCGAGGGCUGGAUGCGGCUCACAACUCAUCCCCAGACGAUGAUGCGUUCUGCAUGUUAUUGGCCUCCACCUUCAGCAUCUUGGGAAACCCCAACGAAAGGAAGAACUCCACCGUCUCUCUGGAGAAAGCCGCUGAGGGAUUUGCCUCCAUCCUGGAUCAGACGCCCUCCUGGUCCAACCUGAGCACGGAGCAGGUCUCCACCAUGGCCACCGUCUUCCUGGAGAAUGUGGAGAAUGUUGUGCUGGACGUCCUCAAGAACCCCACUGGGAACGGGAGCCAGAACAUCCAGAUGAAACAACUGGAUCUCCAGACCAAAGUCAUUGAGGACGGCUGCCCCGGAAAGGACUCAGUUGUCAGCCUGGAAGUCAAAGGGGAGACCAUGAAGAUUAGCUGCAGAACAAUCCAGGGAACAGUGGCACAAGCUCGGGCUGGAGUGGCGUUUGCCUCCUAUGUGGGCAUGGAGUCCAUCCUGAAUGGCAGCUUCUUCCAUGGCCAAAGGGCCACCUCUGUCUGGCCAGUUCAGAUAAAUUCCAGGGUGGUGAGUGCCUUUCUGACCAGCCAGGCCAAGACUGAUUUCCCGGAUCCGAUCAACUACACCUUCCAGACCAUCAUGCCAAGCAGCAGCCCCGACAAGCUCAUCUGCGUCUCAUGGGAGGCCACGGACCGGCGUGGCAGCUGGUCUCGGGCAGGGUGUGGGGUCAUGCGCAGCAAUGCCACUCACACCACAUGCAGCUGCAAUCGCGUCUCCAACCUGGCCGUCCUCAUGGCAUCGGGGGAGAUAACGGCAGGCUUCCCACUGUUCCUCAUCUCCCACGUCGGGCUGGCCCUGUCCCUGCUGUGCCUCUUCCUCGCCAUCCUCACCUUCCUCCUGUGCCGCUCCAUCCGCAACGUGAACACCUCCAUCCACCUGCACCUCUGCCUCUGCCUCUUCCUGGCCGACCUGCUCUUCCUCACCGCGGUGGACAGCCCCAGCCAUCAGCUGGCCUGCGCCAUCAUUGCUGGCCUCCUGCACUACCUCUUCCUGGCCUGCUUCGCCUGGAUGUUCCUGGAGGCCGUGGUGCUCUUCCUCACUGUCCGCAACCUCGGGGUCGUCAACUACUUCAGCACCCACAGCCCCAAGAUAUGGCACCUGAGCCUCUUCGGCUACAGCUUCCCCGCCCUGGUGGUGGCCGUCUCGGCAGCGGUUAUGCCGAAGGGCUACGGCAGGCAGGAAAACUGCUGGCUCAGCAUGGAGAAGGGGUUCAUCUGGAGUUUCCUGGGGCCAGUGUGUGUCAUCAUCGGGAUUAAUUCCGUCCUUUUUGCCUUAACCCUCUGGAUGCUGCAGAGAAAGCUUUCCAGCCUCAACACUGAAGUGUCCACCCUUAAGGACACCAGGCUCCUGACCUUUAAAGCCAUCGCCCAAGUCUUCAUUCUGGGCUGCACGUGGAUUUUCGGUCUCCUUCAAGUCGGCCCAGCCGCCACGGUCAUGGCGUAUUUAUUCACCGUUGUCAACAGCCUGCAGGGAGUCUUCAUCUUCCUGGUGCACUGUCUCCUCAGUCGCCAGGUGCGGGAGGAGUACAAGAGACGGUUCACCUGCAAACCUAAGUCCUACAUUUCCGAUGUCUCCAUGUCUACUUUAGCCACCAGCAGCAAAGUGGGCUGACGUUCUGGCCAGGAGGCAGGAGAUGUCAUCGCGCCACAGGAGAAGGAACAGCUUAUCGCAGAACUUGAAUCUGCCUUCUUUAAAGUGCUUGCAGGAUCAGAACUUCGAAACCAACCUGCCAGCUGGAGUGUGAUCCCGGGGUUAAAUCAGCGGGCUGGCAAGGGGAGAGGGGUGUGAGGAUUAGAGCUGGGGGUGCUGGCAGUCAGGACUCCUGGGUUCUUCUAUCCCUGGCUGUGGGGUCUAGUGGUUAGAACAGGUUAGGCUCCCUAGGCAUGGGCCAGUAGCACCUAUAGUUUUAAUCCAGCUAUAGCUUAAUCCGCUGCUGCUUUUUGGAGAUUCCCUUUCUCCUUAUUUAUCAUUCCCCCCCUGCCCCCGAAUCCUUCAGUCCCCUGAAAUCUGAGCAGAUUUCGCAUGUCUGUGGCAUUUCAGUACUGUAAAAUGAGUUUGAUUUUGAA
Messenger RNA from Chelonoidis abingdonii (Abingdon island giant tortoise), 3681 nucleotides. Lineage: Eukaryota; Metazoa; Chordata; Testudines; Testudinidae. The record is from RefSeq and is a predicted model, not a curated record.